AUGUCGCAUUUACAAGGACUGUCCUUAAGACGAUGCUUCUCGGUGCUUCUUCGACGGCACAGGUCUCAAGGACCUUCCAGCUUCUGGUCCAGAGGAAAUGCAUGGCAGGCUCCAAAGGUGAACUGUUAUUUGCUUCUGGGUGUUCCCGAGACGGCCAGUUUAGAUGACAUACGGAAAGCUUACUUGCAGCGUGCAAAAUCCGCACAUCCAGACGUUGUGGGCUCCUGCUCCAAUGACAUGGUGCAGUUAAAUCUUUGCUACGAAGCUCUCACCCAGAAACGGCGAGAGUAUGAUGCGGCCAAGGGAAUAGGCUUUGCGACAGGUCGGAAAGCUUCGGCUUCGGCUUCCAGCGGAAGCUCCGCAACGAACGCUCGAGAUGCCUGGUGGCGUGCCCAGGGUGGUUUCGACGAUCAGGAUGAUGAGGAGUUUUAUCCCUUCCACUUCCAAGAUUUUGCAGAAAAGAAGUGGCGCGUCAGACGAGAGAAUGGAAGGCGACGGCCCACUUGGGAAGAAUUUGCACAGAUGUGGGAUGAAGGUGAAUUCGAUGCUCGAGCUCGAGGGUCGCGGAGAAUGCGUGGGCGCCGAGCGUCCAGGAGAGUGCAAGACUCGAGCAGUGAUGAGGAGGAGUUUGAGACUAGGCAUUUGGCCGACAGGAGGAGAGUCCAGCAGAGCUGUGGGUGUGUGACUGUCGAGGUUCCGCAGCGCGGGCGCAACAUGCGCAGCCCUAAGUGCUCGGUGCCUGGUAGGCGCUCCUCGGACAUCAUUGGCGGAGGGUACUUGAAGCUCGACACUUCCUUCAAUGGGCGACCGGCUUUCAAAAAGAAGGGUGAUCACGGUCUCUACAUGUUUUGGAGCCAGCAGUUCGGCGAUUGGAAGAUCGCCGAGCGGCUUCAGGAUGAUGGUGCCUGUCUCGGCUUCGCAGAAGACAUGCGAGGUCGACGCAGGCCUUGGUUGCAGCACCCUCCGCUGCGGUGGCGCCUCUGGGAACCAACUGCACGCAGAUUCGUGCCCAAAAGACUCAAUGUGGUUGAUGGACCCGAAGUUGCAGGAGCGGCGUGGCAGGAAUCGCAGGAGGACUCAGAUGACGAUGAGGUGCCAUGGUCGCGGCCACACUGGUCGAAAUGGUCCACGGCCGAUCUAAUUCGCUGGUGCGACCGACGCAACAUCGACCUCAGCGGUUGUUUUGAUCGGGAGGCCGUGGUGGACCGUGUGGCGACCGUUGCGAAGCAGGACAUGGCACGAGAUGGCGAUGACUUUGAAAGGACGACAGACCGUGUCAACCAAGUUCGUGUUGCAUCGAGAGUGAAGACGGAUGGCUCCUACACAAAGCCACCAACACUUGACCGCCGCAGUUCACUGUACGGCCGGGCGGCCCGGUACUUGACCGUACAUAUCCGAAAACUGCUGAAUCUUGCGACUUCCUGCACAUGUCGGCACCGUUCGUUCUAUCGAAGUCUAAGAAGUCACCAAUCGUGGUCUAGAGUCUAG
Symbiodinium necroappetens is the source of this 1488-nucleotide messenger RNA. The record is from the annotation of a GenBank genome assembly. NCBI's taxonomy places the organism in Eukaryota, Dinophyceae, Suessiales, Symbiodiniaceae.